GCUGCUUGUUGCUUGCACACGUCCGCUCCGCUUCCACCUCCUUGCAUGCGGUGUGGACAGAACUGUUUGUUUGCUCAUUGGACGGAUGACCAGCAAGAAAUUGUUUGGAGGGAACGAAUUUUCGGCAGUAGACUGAUUAGUACCGCCAACGAAAUUGAAAUUUGAAAACUGGUCAUGUCCUACGCUCCAUCUUCCAUUCUGCUCAUCCUUUGCUCCAUCUUCCAUGCGCUAGCAUGAGCUGAAAAUCCAAUUCUGCUCACCACUCACUCUGUUUUCUUCUCUGCUUUCCUUCAUGACUGACUUGGAUCUUAACAAACUGAUCAACUGGGAUCGGGUAGAAUAGUAUGAGGGUGAAGUUGAGGAUUUGCGUUAUGAUUUGCAGUGGGAUACUGAUGAAGAACGAGAAGGAGAGGAUGCUGCCGGCCGCAGCAGCCCACGGAUCGAGCUUGCCGGACACGGGAAUGAAGUUCUCGGUGUCGCCGGCCGCGGCAGCCCACCGCUCGAGAUCGCCGGCCACAGAAAUGGAGUCCUCGGUGUCGCCGGCCGCGCGGCAGCCCACCGCUCGAUCUCGUCGGACGCGGCGAUGGACUUGGACCGCCGGCCGUGGGAAUGGAGUUGACGACGUUGCCGGCUGCGGCAGCCCACGGCUAGAGCACGUUGGGCGCGGCGACGGACGGCUCAAGCAUGCUGGACGCGGUGGCGAUCAUCAGGCGGAGCAGCACCUUGGCGAGCCUCAUUCUAGACGCGGCAACAGAAUUCAUGGCGCACGGCUCGGGCUCAACGGCAGCAGAAGCUUCUCGCCUGGCUCAAGCUCGGGCACGCUGGAACGUGCUGGCAGCGUGUCAUUGCACGAGGCUCCGACACCGGGGGCGUGCGGUCACACCCCCUUUUAGGUUCGGCAGGGGCGUCGGGGAUCACUUCGGCGAUCGUCGGCGUGGCCGAUGGCGUACACGGACUGCAAACUAAUGUACCCGGAAUACAUGCAAGCUAAGGACACAUGCAUGCGCGUUAUAGCUUCUGAGUUUGUUAUUAGCCAAAGAACUGGGGUGUUACAGCUUGCUGAGGGAGUCCCCGGGUGCUCUCUCUCUUUCCGGCUAAGUACCGGUUACUACUUUUUGGGCUAUUCCUAGUAGUGAACUGUGAACUAGUCCAACCAACCGGGCUUCCAACCCUUUGACCGUCGGUGGGGGUCCUACUUUUAUAACCAAGGGGAUACCACAGGUGCCAAGGUGCAUGCAUUACAAGUGUCGAGCGGGGAGGCAUGGCAACUCCCCCUCGGUGCGCUGGUGGGCGUGCAUGAGCGCCAACUCCUCAGCCAGGGGCCUAAGGCCUAAGAACUAGCCCCUGACAUCCACUGUUUACCUGACUAGACGGGCAACGCCCCUCCUGUCGGCUCAUUUAAUGCGCCGUGCGCCUCGCUCCAUGCCCUGGUGAGACUGCGCACUUGACGCCUGGCACGUGCCCGUGUGGCGCUGCUGCUUUGCCUGCUGGGCCCCAUCCUUGUGGCGGGAGCCUGUGCCUGGGAACCCCUCCUCCCGGCAAGUGGCUUCCCGGGAGGCGCCCAGGCCUGACCACAUCCGGGAACCUCCCCGGCAAGUGGCUUCCCGGGGGUGUCCCGGCAGGAAUAUUCCCCGAAGCCCCGCUAGCCUUUCCAGGCUGGUAGCUUGCCGGGCUUCUCGUGGCUGCAGCCCGGGAUGCGACCCUCCCGAGAACUCGGAGACGAGGCCCACGCGUCGCGCAACGGUGGUACCCCGGGUGCCACUGGUGCGACACAGCGGCAGCGCGUGGCUUAAUGCCUAAUCGCCGCGGGCGUGGAUGCACUCGGCUGGGACUCACUGCUAGUCGCGGACGCGGUGUACCAGCCAAUGAAGUCCAGGUACACGCCGAAGAGGUGCACGCGAGCGAAUACGGCCACGCCGACGAGCAGCGCACCGGAGAUCACGGCGACGCCGACGACCAUGGCCACCAUGCAGACGACCAACAUGCCAGAGAUCAGGGCGACGUCGAGGACCAUGGCCAUGCAGACGACGAGCAUGGAGAUCACGGCGACGUCGACGCCGACGACCAUGGCCAUGCAGACGAGGAGCACGCCCAUCACGAUGGCCAUGCAGAAGAGGAGCCCAUCACGAUGGCCAUGCAGACGACGAGCACGCCCAUCACCAGCAUCAUCAUCUCCAUUUCGUCACAAUGGUCAGUCAAAGGAGAAAAUAGAGCAAUGAAGAGAGACAAACACUUUAUGCGGCAAUGCUUCGUAGAACAUCUCUCCAUGUUUUGAAUAAAGGUGUUACUCAGGCUGUUUCUCUUGAAUUUGAUGUACCUAGACGGACUGUGCAGAGAAUCUGGACUGAUGGACAACGUGGUGGUGUUGAAGGAGUCAAUAGUAAGAAGCUGAAGAAUUGUGGUCGCAAAAGAAUUGCAUGCGAUGCCGAUGCCAUCAAAGAGAUCCCGCUAUCUAAGAGACCUCAAGGAUCUGCCCAAUGAAUUGCAUAUGGUGAAGACCACUUUGUUUAGGCGGUUGAAGGAGGGCAGAUUUAGGCGGCCCACUAAUGCGUUCAAGCCGACUAUCAUCGAAGAAAACAAGAAAGCUAGGGUUCUGUAUGCACCGUCCAUGUUAGACCCACGGAGCUUACCUCAUGAGCCUAAAUUUCUGGACAUGUACAACACCAUUUAUAUUGAUGAGAAAUGGUUCUAUCGCACAAAGGGAACCCAGAAAUUUUACUUGGCAAAUGACGAGGAGGAUCCAUUGAGAACCACACAGAGCAAGCACUUCAUCGAGAAGGUUAUGUUUCUUGCAGCCGUUGCUAGACCAAGAUUUGAUGUAGAAAAAAACAUUACAUUCGAUGGGAAGAUUGGCAUCUUUCCAUUUGUGACCGAGAAGCCAGCUGAAAGGAGUAGUGUGAAUCGACCGAAAGGUACUAUGGAAACUAAGGUGUUGCCGACGGUCACCAAGGAGGUUAGUCGUGAUUACCUGGUGAACAAAGUAUUGCCAGCUAUCAAGGAGAAGUGGCCUGAAGAAGAUCGUGGUAGGCCAAUCAUCAUUCAACAAGAUAACGCAAAAACUCACAUUUCAGUCCAUGAUCCAGAGUUUGUAGCAGCAGCCACCUCCGAUGGGUAUGACAUUCGGCUUACAUGUCAGCCACCCAACUCUCCUGAUACCAACAUUCUAGACUUGGGUUUAUUUGCUGCACUUCAGUCUUUGUUCCAAAAGUCAUCUCCAAGAUCUCUCAAGGACAUAGUCACAAAGGUAAUUCAAGCUUGGGAUGAAUAUCCGGUUGUCAGGAGCAACCGUGUCUUUUUAACCCAUCAAACAUGCAUGCGAGAGAUCAUGAGGUUGAAAGGAGAACACAAGAAGAUCCCGCAUAUCGGCAAACAAGCUAUGGAGAGACUUGGCUGCGCUGCACUGUGAACCCACCAUUGUAAGUGAGGCUGCAGAGUUCCUAAAUGGGACUACACAGGAGUAGUACCAGUACUCUGUCCUUGGUUUGAUGUUUUGUACAGCAUGCUGUUUCACUACAACGCGUAAAGCUUUUGCUAGGAA
This is a messenger RNA of Brachypodium distachyon (stiff brome), 3538 nucleotides long. RefSeq lists its product as uncharacterized. The transcript is spliced from 2 exons. Gene Ontology annotation, molecular function: nucleic acid binding. NCBI's taxonomy places the organism in Eukaryota, Viridiplantae, Streptophyta, Magnoliopsida, Poales, Poaceae. The coding region runs from base 2423 to 3406 and encodes 327 amino acids. The record is from RefSeq and is a predicted model, not a curated record.